Molecule: messenger RNA, 2001 nt
Organism: Fusarium tjaetaba
Lineage: Eukaryota; Fungi; Ascomycota; Sordariomycetes; Hypocreales; Nectriaceae
Exons: 1
Coding region: 1-2001 (666 amino acids)
Biological process (GO): proteolysis
Molecular function (GO): cysteine-type endopeptidase activity
Source: RefSeq, a predicted model, not a curated record
AUGGAUCCUCCCGGCUCAGACCCUACACGAUGGGCCAUCCUUAUUGGAGUCGGCGUGACUAUCUCAAGAAAGAGCAAAGACUCCGAGGCUCGUGUCUCAGAUAGGUCACUACAAGGAGCCGUUAAUGAUAUCCAGUCCAUGGAAAAGUACCUUGAGUCAAGACCAUUCGCAGUAAAUACAACACGUCUGACAGCCACCAAAUCAAAGGACAGUCCUCUCAAGUCGGCUGAAAGCUUUGAUCAAUUACCGACACUCGACAAUGUGGUUUCAGCUUUAAAGAAAGUUCUCAAGACUUCCAAACAAAAUGACCAUGUAUAUAUCCAUUAUUCUGGUCAUGGCUCUUGUCGGGCGAUGGACGGUGCAAUUGCGCUCGAACUUGUCAACCCCCUGACCCUUGAGACCGAGUACUUGUAUGGAACCGUCCUACGAAGCGCAAUCAACAAGAUGAUAGAGAAGGGUCUCACUGUGACUCUUGUUCUCGAUUGUUGCUUUUCGGGAAGUGUACUUCGCGAUGAUAGACCAGAUGUUGGCAAUAUCCGAUACACAGAGCACCAUACAGACUUCGAUACUUCAUUCGACAAUCCUUUUGGGGACACCGACCCAGAGGAACUGAGAGAUGGAGUGGUUACUUUCUCAAGGCUUCUGGAUCCUCAAGGAUAUACGAUUAUUACCGCUUGCGGCCCUCACGAAGUUGCCUCAGAGUUAAAGUUUGAAGGCGGAGCUACAAGCGGAGCGUUGACCUAUUUUCUCAUAAACUCACUCGUUCUGUUGUCAAGACGCGGCACAAAAGUGUCUAACGAGAUGCUUCAUCAGCAUCUUCGAGCACAAUUCCAUGCCCGGCUUCCAGACCAGACUCCAAUGCUCUAUGGUCGUCGUGGGUUUGCAUUUUUUGGAGACUUCUCAGACGACAUUAGGCAGGUCGUUGCCCCUACGGUAUCAAUGCAUCGGAGCAUGGAAGAUGGCUGUCUUAUUCUCCAUGCGGGACAAGCUCAUGGAGUUCACAAGAAUGAUGAAUAUGCUUUGGCGCCUUUUGACAGAAGCACAAACCCGAGGGAUAGAGAUUCAGUCCGGAGUAGAGUCUACGAAGUCGACUGCCUCUCAUCCAAGAUGGAGACCGUCGACCCGGUAAACAAAGCUGGCAUCGCAAGAGGUUCAACGUGGGAGGCCACUCUCUUAACAUCGUUUUCACGCCGAAAGAUUCAAAUUUGCCUUGACUUGGACAAGAGUGUCUGCGCGGCUCUCAUCCAAGCAGCAUCAGCAACUACUUACCUUGGAUUAUGCCACAAAUCCACAACUGACAGAAUGAAAACACCAGUAUCAUAUGUCGUCAAGAGAACGCUGAAAGAUUAUGAGAUCAGAGACCUUACGGCCAAGCAUGCGUGUGUUGUGGCCAAGGUCCCAUACGAUCCCAAAAGCAGUGGCCCUCUUUUCGAUGCUUUGGAUCACAUAUCUAGGUUCAAGUUCUUUGAAGGCCUCGAGAAUAGAAUUUCAAGUUCUGCCCUAGAAAGAUCUUUCUCCUUACACUACUCAGAACGUCCAAGUCCUGACGGGUCUUUUCACAUCAAGCAUGAACAAACUCUGAGCAUAAUAAUGAAGAAUCUCUCAAACAGAACCUUGUAUCUGGGUGUAUACCUGUUUACUGAAUUCUGGGAGAUUCGUAACCUGAUGUCUGAGAGCGGAGAGGAUGCAUACCUCACGAUAAAGCCAAAGGGUCACAAAGAGUCAGGAACCCAGGAACUCCCUUUCACGAUGACAGUACCAAAGCGGGCUUCUGACCAAGGAUUAUCUGGCACUGAAUAUAUAGUCAAAUUGUUUAUUACUAGUCGACCAUUCGUGUUUCCGGGUAUGGUUCUUCCAAAACUUCAGCACGGAAGAAAUCGAGAGGCGGCAGACCCCUUGGAUUGUUUAUUGCAGGGACUAAAUGGCGAUCUUCCGGGCAACAGAGGCGAUGAGAAGUGUGAAUGGACCACGCGGAAUUAUCUAAUUCGUACAUAUCUGUAG